This is a messenger RNA of Rhizophagus irregularis DAOM 181602=DAOM 197198, 400 nucleotides long. NCBI's taxonomy places the organism in Eukaryota, Fungi, Glomeromycota, Glomeromycetes, Glomerales, Glomeraceae. The record is from RefSeq and is a predicted model, not a curated record.
GGAAUAUAGGCCCUAUUUAAUAAUAUUAAAAAAAAUCAACAUAUAAAUGGACUUCCCAAUUGUUAAGAACUUCACUAAUUCAGAAAACCAAAAUUUUUUAAAAAAUAAUUUUUCAAAAAAAGAAAUUAAAAAUAUUCAAUCAAAACACUAUAAAAAUGAAUUCGCGUCAAAUCUUCUUUGCUCUCUUGAUUGUGCUUAUGGCUACUAUCGUAACAGCCUCUCCUUUGAAUUUAGAUCAAUUAACUAAGAGAGAAGAUGAAAAUGCAUCUUUUGGUGAUUCCGAUAUUUUCUAAGCUAUUAAUUUUGCAUAUUAGAAUCUUUUUAUUAGGCAUUAUUUAUUCUCAUUAUUUCACUUAUUUAACAUCAUUUCAAAGCAUAGCAUUAAUAGUUAGACGUACCA